AUGGUUAAGAUAGGCAACUCUGGAAUUUAUCCAGCAAAUAGUUUAUCCGUCCAAUGGAAUCUUGACGGGCCGAGAUUGGCUUUCAGUGGAGCCGCACACCACCAGCGCAACUUUCCGCUCUACAUGAUGCAGCUUUAUCGGUCAUACCGAGCAGCUGACCACGAAUCUGCAGGUACCACUGAGGAGGCCAACCCUCUGCGUCAGGCCAACUCAGUUGUUAGUGUAACAGCAAAAGGAUGUUAUCAGGUUGGUGAUCACUGGAGCAUUACCUUUGACCUUACGUCCUUGCUGCCAACUGACAUGGUGCAUCUGGCAGAGCUGCGGCUCCGAGUACCAGAAUUCUUUGGCUCCAAACGUGUUCUGCUGGAUGUGUUCCAUGCCCACAAUGGCCAGGAGUUGUUACUGGGCCGAAUCCGCGCCGCACCCCAGCACAGGCCGCACUCGUGGCAGGUAUUCAAUGUCAGUGCCCUGCUCAGGUACUGGCUGCAGCAGGACCAGGCUCCACACUGGACUGAGGGAGCAGAGCUUGGGAGCGGUUGGACUGAGGAAGGCAGUGUCAACCACGCGACGACCGGGCAUGUGUUGAUGGUGGUGUUCUCGGAGCAGCGGACUCGAAGCCCUGUCCCCAGUUUACUGCAGACGGCACAGCACUCCAAACACGUCACCCCUCAGCUGACUCCACCGGUCAUCCCAAAGGAGGGCCCGCUGACCCGGAGACACAAGAGGAACCGGCUGGAGCCCGAGCACCUCCCCUCACCUGAGGUCACGCCCGAGACCCCGACUCAGGCCACAGCAGAGAGCCCAGCCAGGCCACUGUGCCAACGGGUCGACAUGUGGGUGGACUUUGAUCAGAUCGGCUGGGACCAGUGGAUCGUCCAUCCAAAGCGCUAUAACGCCUACCGCUGUGAGGGGGAGUGUCCCUCACCACUGGAUGAGAGCUUCAAGCCCACCAACCAUGCAUACAUGCAGAGUUUGCUGCGGUUAUACCACCCUGAGCGGGUUACGUGCCCGUCUUGUGUGCCCACACGCUUGAGCCCGCUGUCUAUGCUGUAUUACGAGGAUGAUGGUGUGGUGCUUCGACAUCAUGAGGACAUGGUGGUGGAGGAGUGUGGCUGCCAGUGA
Molecule: messenger RNA, 1122 nt
Organism: Alosa alosa (allis shad)
Lineage: Eukaryota; Metazoa; Chordata; Actinopteri; Clupeiformes; Clupeidae
Gene: spaw
Product: southpaw
Exons: 4
Coding region: 1-1122 (373 amino acids)
Biological process (GO): BMP signaling pathway; SMAD protein signal transduction
Cellular component (GO): extracellular region
Molecular function (GO): cytokine activity; growth factor activity; type I activin receptor binding
Source: RefSeq, a predicted model, not a curated record